This is a messenger RNA of Scomber scombrus (Atlantic mackerel), 10884 nucleotides long. RefSeq names its product cubilin (intrinsic factor-cobalamin receptor) (gene cubn). Lineage: Eukaryota; Metazoa; Chordata; Actinopteri; Scombriformes; Scombridae. Gene Ontology annotation, molecular function: calcium ion binding. The transcript has 67 exons. Bases 1 to 10884 code for a protein of 3627 amino acids. The record is from RefSeq and is a predicted model, not a curated record.
AUGGCUGGGACACUGCAGCUCUUGAGGCUGUUUUUCAUAGUCUUUUUCCUUCUGGUGGGACUGCAAGGAGAGCCAGCACAAAGACGAAACAAGAGGAACAUUAGCAAUGACCAGCCUCGUAUGCUGUCAGACAAUGGCCACCUUAUCUUCACAACAGGGGAAAAUAAAGAGAUCCGCUUCCAGACACCUGCUUCAGGCCGGAUUAAAGUGGGUAAUGAAGACCUCACCCAACUUUUGAGUCAGAUCAAAACCAACAAAGAUGACAUUAAUGACAUUAAGUCUCACGGAGGUGCAGUUCCCCCUGAAGUCAGCAACAAACUGAAUCAGCUGGAUACCAGGGUGUCAACACUUGAGAAUAAAGUAACUGAACUGGAAUUGACAGUUCAGAAGGUGUCUUGCAGCAGUAAUCCCUGUCAGAAUGGAGGAACAUGUUUGAACCUACUGAACUCCUAUCACUGUGUGUGUCCAAACAACUGGGCUGGUCCUAAUUGUGCAACAGAUGUGAAUGAAUGUCAGGUGUAUUCAGGGACAUUUCAGGGUUGUCAGAAUGGAGCAACCUGUGUCAACACCCCUGGAUCAUUCACGUGUAACUGUUCUCCAGAAUGGUCUGGGACUCUCUGCACUGUGCGUUAUGAUGACUGCAGAAAUGGAGGACAGGACCUGUGUGUACACGGCACAUGUAUUGAUGCAGACAGGAUUAUACAAGGAGAGCCUAAAUACCAGUGUAUUUGUGAGAGUGGCUGGGAGGCGCCAGCUGGGAGCCCAGCCUGUGUGGCUGAUGUUAAUGAGUGCAACCAACCCAACAAACCUUGUUCUACCAAUCCUGUGGUUCCUUGCUACAAUACCCAGGGUUCUUUCUACUGUGGAGCUUGUCCAGCUGGUUGGCAAGGCAAUGGCUACAGUUGUCAGGAUGUGGAUGAAUGUUUGACCAAUAAUGGCGGCUGCUCCACUACCCCAGUUGUGCAGUGCCUGAACACCAUGGGCUCUUUCCACUGUGGAACCUGCCCUCCAGGUUAUGAGGGAGAUGGGAGAACAUGUACCCAGACCAAUAUCUGCACAUCCAACAAUGGAGGUUGUUACCCAUUAGCUACUUGCUCCUCCAGCCCAGGCUCCAGCCUUCCUGUAUGUACCUGCCCUCCAGGCUACAUAGGCAAUGGUUAUGGCCCAACUGGUUGCUCCCAAACCAGCACCAUCUGUCAGACCAGCAACCCCUGUGUCAAUGGACAGUGUGUGGCAACCACCACAGCUCCUGGCUACAGCUGUAAUUGCAACUCUGGCUGGGAAGGAGUGAACUGUGACCAGAAUAUCGAUGAAUGCUUGAGCAACCCCUGUCAGAAUGGAGGAACAUGUACUGAUGGCAUUAAUGGAUUCACAUGCACUUGCACUGCACAGUGGACUGGCCCACUCUGCCAGACUUCACAGCAAGAGUGUGGAGGUUACCUGACUGGUCCUGCAGGAUCCUUCAGUUAUCCCAAUACCCCAGGUCAUGAUGAAUAUGAUCACCAGGUCAGCUGUGCCUGGGUCAUCCGCACUGAUCCAAACAAGAUCCUGCACAUUACUUUCCCUUUCUUUCAACUGGAGAGCAGCACCAACUGCAACUUUGACUUCCUUCAGAUUCAUGAUGGGGACAGUGCCUCUGCCUACAUGAUUGGAAAAUACUGUGGCCAAAAUAACCCACAGGAACUCUACAGCUCCCACAAUUCUCUGUAUUUCUGGUUUCGCUCUGACCACUCCAUCAGCAGCGGUGGUUUCACAGUUGUUUGGCAGUCUCAGGAUCCAGUGUGUGGAGGGGAACUAAGUACACCCUAUGGCAACAUCAACUCACCUGGAUACCCUGGAAACUACCCACCUAGCCGGGACUGCUAUUGGAGAGUGACAGUGGAGCCCAGCUUGCUCAUUACCUUUGCCUUUGGGACUCUCAGCCUGGAGCAUCACCCUGACUGCAACUAUGAUUUUCUAGAGAUCCGUGAUGGCCUUCUACCUGAAGACACAGUUCUUGGGAAGUACUGCAGUACUGCAUCACCUCCCCCCCUUCAGACCACUGGUCCAGCUGCGUGGAUCCACUUCCACUCUGACUUCAGUAUCUCGGACCGAGGCUUCCACAUUACAUAUACAACAUCAUCAAGUGAUCCCGGUUGUGGUGGCACUUUCACUGACAGUGAGGGCGUCAUCAUCUCGCCGAACUGGCCCAAUGACUAUGCUCACAACCGCCAGUGUAUCUAUUUGAUCACGUUGCCAGUGGGUGAGAAGGUGGCCCUCAACUUCACUAACAUGAACCUGGAAAGUCACAGCAGCUGCACUUUCGACUAUGUAGAGGUCCGUGAUGGAAGGAUGGAGACUGAUCCUUUGAUAGGGAGAUACUGUGGGAACUCCCUACCUGCUCCCAUAAUCUCAUCCUCCAAUGUCCUAUGGAUUCGCUUCAGGUCUGACAGUUCAGUCAGCCGGGCCGGUUUCAGGGCAGUCUAUGCUGUUGCUUGUGGAGGUACUUUGUCUGGGACUGGGCAGUUUCACUCUCCCUUUCACCCCAAUGCCUAUCCCCACAACAAGGUCUGUGAGUGGGUAAUUAACCAGCCCGAGGGCUAUGUGGUCACACUCAACUUCCUGUCCUUUGAUAUUGAAGGAGGCUCCUGUCGUUUCGACUUUGUUGAGGUCAGGGAUGGCUCAACGUCUAGCUCUCCUCUGCUGGGGACAUUUUGUGGUGUUGAGAUUCCCCCCAGGGUCCAGUCUACCCAGAGGUCACUGUACAUUCGCUUCAGGACCGACUCCUCUAUCAGCAAUCAUGGCUUUGAAGCAGCCUAUGGCUCUGCCUUGGAGGGCUGUGGUGACACCCUUACUAGUCCUUCAGGUGCUAUCACAAGCCCUGGCCACCCCACAAACUACCCACAUGGUGCCAACUGCACUUGGUACAUCAGCGUUGCCCCAGGAAACCUAAUUCGGCUGUCGUUUGACUCCUUCAACCUGGAGAGCCAUGCCAGCUGCAACUUUGAUUACCUAGAGAUAUACGACAAUGGCACUGUGGAGACUGGAACCCUCAUUGGCAGGUACUGCGGGCGUUCAUUGCCUCCAUCCAUCACCAGUACUGACAGCCUGAUGACCGUGCUUUUUGUAUCAGACUCAAGUUUAGCCAGCGAGGGAUUCUCUGCCAGCUAUGUCUCCAUGAAUGCUACCACAGACUGUGGUGAAACCUUCACCUCACCCACUGGAUCCUUCAGUUCACCCAACUACCCUGACUACUACCCCACCAACAGAGACUGUAUCUACAAGAUCAUUGUGCAAGUCAACAUGCAGAUUAUGCUCAACUUCACCAAUUUUGAACUGGAGGGUUCCUCUCCUUCUUGCAACUUUGACUUUGUGGAAAUCAGGGAUGGUGGCUAUGAGACAUCUCCCUUGAUUGGUAAGUUCUGUGCCAAUCAGAGGCCUCCAGUCCUUGUAUCCCACAGUAACCGUCUUUGGGUCAGAUUCCACUCUGAUGCAAGUGUGCCACGUCAAGGAUUCACUGCCUUCUGGGAUGGUACACAGACUGGCUGUGGAGGGCUUAUGACAACUGCAUCUGGAGCAUUUUCCUCGCCUAACUACCCACUGCCCUACCACCCUAAUGCUGAGUGCUACUGGAACAUCAGGACCAACCAGGGCAGCCAGCUUCUCCUCUCUUUCUCUGAUUUCCACUUGGAGUCCAGCUCUGCCUGCUCUUAUGAUUACCUGUCCGUGUAUGAUGGUAACAGCAGCAGUGCCACAGAGCUGGCUAAGUUAUGUGGCAGCCAGCCACCCAGCAACAUCAGCUCUUCCAGUAAUCAGCUUUACAUCAAGCUACGCACUGACAGCAGCGUUAGCACUGGAGGCUUCUUUGCAACAUACACUUCCAAAUGUCAAGGGGUGCUCAUUUCAGGCCAGCACAGAGGAAUGGUGGAGUCACUAAAUUUUCCUAACAGCUACCCCAUCAACUCAGAGUGCAGCUGGACUAUCCAGGCCAGCAGUGGAAACACCAUCAACUACACCUUUACUGCCUUCCAGGUGGAGGCCACUUCCAGCAGUUGUCAGUAUGACUCCAUCAAGCUCUAUAAUGGACCUAAUGAACAAGCUCCUCUGAUCGGCACAUUCUGUGGAUACACGCCACCACCAGCCAACAGCACCACAACCUCAGCCCUUACCGUGGUGUUCCGCACUGACUCAUCUGUGUCCUUGUCUGGCUUCCAGAUGAUGUGGUACCAGUAUGGUUGUGGUGGGGAGCAUUCUGGUCCCAGUGGCUCCUUCAACAGUCCAGACUACCCAAACAGGUAUCCAGAAAACAAGGAGUGCAUCUGGUAUAUUACGACGUCAGCUGGUAGCAGCAUCACUCUCACUAUACAUGAGUUUGAUGUGGAGUUUCACCAAGAUUGUAACUAUGAUGUGCUGGAGGUGUUUGGAGGCCCAGACCUGUCAGCCCCUCAGCUGGCCAAGCUCUGUAGCACCACAACUAGCCCAAUGCAUGUCUCCAGCACUGGUAACCUGCUCACAGUUCGCUUCAAGUCAGAUGCCUAUGUCAGCGGUCGAGGUUUCAAUGCAAGCUGGACUGAAAACCUAGGAGGCUGUGGAGGCCCAGUUGCUGCUCCAUCAGGGGAGAUCCAUUCUCCUUUGUAUCCCAACAGCUAUCCAAACAAUGUGGACUGUUCCUGGGUCAUCAGUGUAGACCCCAGCCAUCGUGUCUUUUUCAACUUCUCUGACCUGGACAUUGAACAUCAUAGCGACUGUUCAUGGGACUAUGUGGCUAUCCAUGAUGGUCCAACCAUAUAUUCUCCAUUGCUUGCACGUGUGUGUGGUACCAGUCUUCCCCCCUCCAUUACAUCCACCCAGAACACCAUCUAUGUUCGCUUUCGGUCUGACUCCAGUCGCAGCCACCGUGGCUUCAGUGCUCACUUUGCUGAGUCUUGUGGAGCAACAAUCAUAACAGACAAUAAUGGCGGAGCCAUUGCAUCACCACGGUACCCAGCACCAUAUCCCUCCAGUCAAAACUGUAGUUGGAUCAUCAAAGCACAGGAGCCAUUUAACCAUGUGACCCUGUCAUUCACUGACUUUGAGUUAGAGAUGAUUUACUCCGACUGUUCUCAUGAUGCCGUGGAAAUCCUGGAUGGAGACAACUACCAGGCGCCUUCUAUAGGGCGCUACUGUGGCUCUGAGAUUCCUCACCCGGUGACAUCCUUCAGUAACUCCUUGGUGGUCAACUUCAUCUCCGACCUCUCUGUCUCUAGAAGAGGCUUCAGAGCCACGUACUCAGCAUCCACCUCCAGUUGUGGGGGCAAUCUGGUGAUGGAGAGUGGUGCAUUUAAUAGUCCUAACUAUCCAGAUGCUUAUCCACCUAAUGUGGAGUGUGUGUGGACCAUCAUCAGCUCACCAGGGAACCGUCUCCAGCUCUCAUUUACUAUCUUUCACUUACAGGGAGACUCUGGCUGUAACAAUGACUACCUAGAGAUCAGGGAAGGCAAUUCCACUGGGCCUCUGGUUGGUCGCCUCUGUGGAAGCUCCCUUCCCUCUAACUAUACCUCUGUGAUUGGUCACAUCCUGUGGGUUAAGUUUGUCUCAGAUGCAUCCAUUAGUGGAGCAGGAUUCAGAGCAACCUUUUCACAUUUGUAUGGUAAUGAUGUGAUGGGGGAGUUUGGACAGAUAGCAUCCCCACUGUAUCCCAGAACAUACCCCAAUAAUGCUGACUAUCACUGGACCAUUAAUGUGGAGGGAGACAGCUACAUCCAGAUCAGCUUCUUGGACAUGGACAUAGAGGACCUGUAUGACUGCUAUUACGACCAGCUCAAAAUAUUUGAUGGUCCCAGUGUUCAUUAUUACCCCAUUGCAACAAUCUGUGGUCUGGCCCUGCCCUCUCCCCUAAGAAGCUCUGGCAGCACCCUCACCCUUCAGUUUCAGUCAGAUUCAGUUGUGGGAGGACGAGGCUUCCUCGUGGAAUGGACUGCAGUUCGGGACUCUGGACCACCCCCCACCAUCACACCAGGUGCAUGUGGUGGAAUGCUAAUGACAGAGGAGACUCCUGGUUUCCUCUACUCUCCUGGCUGGCCUGAAAACUACCCUGCUGAGCAGGAGUGCACCUGGUUGAUACGUUCUCCAGACUCAACUGUAGAGCUUAACCUGUUGUCUGUGGACAUUGAGGAUUUUCCCGACUGCUACUUUGACAGUCUCGUCAUCAAAGAUGGUGCAUCCAGUCUAUCCCCUGUGUUGGCCAAUGUGUGUGGCAGGAAUCCUCCAGGUUCCCUCCACUCAACAGGAGACUCCAUGUUCAUCCACUUCUCUUCAGAUAGCAGCAUCAGUGGCCGAGGCUUUAAUGCCUCCUACUCCAGAGGUUGUGGUGGCCUCUUGCAUGUAGACAGGGGUGUGCUGAGCAGCCCUCACUACCCUCAGAACUAUCCACCUGCUCAGGACUGUCAGUGGCAUGUGAUGGUUACACCUGGUUUCAGGGUUUCUGUCACCUUCCAGAGCCCUUUCCAGAUUCAAGGCUAUGGAACUGGAUGCAGCUCAGGAGACUACCUGGAGGUCAGGAAUGGUCCAGAUGUUUCAUCUCCACUACUAGGGGGACGUCUCUGUGGUUCAAGUGCCCCGUCCCUCCUCCAGACCACUGACAACAACCUCUUUAUUCACUUUGUGUCUGAUACCACUAAUGAGGCCAGUGGCUUUAAGAUGACCUUUGAAGCCCACAGUCAGGCAUGUGGAGGCUUCAUUGAGCUGAAUGACAAUGACCCUCCAGGGUACAUCACUUCACCAAACUUCCCUCAGAACUACCCCCAGAACAUUGACUGUAUCUGGGUCAUCAAUGUGCCUAAUGGCGAAGCUGUCCAAAUUGACUUUGAGGAUGAAUUCUACAUUGAGCCCACAGCCAGUUGUGUGUACGACUAUUUGGAGCUGCGUGAUGGUGCAACAUCUAACGCUGACCUAAUUUCCCGGCUCUGUGGCAACACCCGACCAUCUACCCAGCAUUCAACAGGGUCCUUCAUGAUGCUCAGAUUCCGUACUGACAUCAGCGUCACACACAAAGGAUUCAAAGCAAAGUACUCCAUAGCUACAUGUGGAGGUACCUACAUAGGACAGAGCGGUGUGAUCUACAGCCCUGGAUUUCCAGCAUCAAGCUAUCCUGACAGCUCCACCUGUGAGUGGUACUUGGAGGGGCCCACAGGGCACUACCUCACCCUCAGCUACAGGAACUUCAGCCUGCAGGCCACUCCAGGAUGCUCAGCUGACUAUGUGGAGAUCAGAGAGUACAAUGCCUCAGGACGCCUACUGGGUAGACACUGUGGCAAUAACCUUGCAGCCUCCAUGGACACGUCUGACAGUUUUGCUUAUGUAAGGUUUGUCAGUGACACCAGUGGAAAUGCAGCUGGAUUCAGUCUGUCAUUUGAAGCCAGCACUGAAGCAUGUGGAGGAGAACUGAAUGCUCCCUCAGGAACCAUCUCCUCUCCCAAUUACCCCAACUUGUAUCCGCACAGCAGGGUGUGCCGCUGGGAGCUUGUGGUAUCACCAGGUCGCCGGGUUACUCUCACCAUCAAUGAUCUACGGCUGGAAGGAUCUGGUACUUCCUGUGCAUUUGACUUUGUCGAUGUACUGAACGGUUUGGCAGUCGAUGCACCUCUCCUGCAGCGAUACUGUGGUACAGUACCAGCAGGCACUCAGGUGCACUCUUCCGGCAACACCAUGACCGUUGUGUUCCGCACUGAUGCUUCAGUGUCCAAUGGUGGCUUCAUGGCUUCUUACUCCUCGAACGACCCUGCAGAAUGUGGUGGUGUCCUGAACAACCCAAUGGGUGGGAAUUUCACUUCUCCUGGGUACCUGGUGUCCAACUACAGCAACAACCUUAACUGUGAGUGGCUGAUCCAAAACCCACAGCACAUCAAUUCAUCCAUUGUGGUUCUGAUAGAAGACCUGCACCUGGAAAACCACCAGACUUGUGAAUCAGACUACCUCCAGUUUCGCUUAGGUGACUCAAAUGGGGAGCAAUUGGCCAGGUUUUGUGGGCAAAAUACCCCUCGAAUUCCCAUUGUGGUCUUUACUCCAGAACUCUGGGUCCAUUUCCAGACUAAUACUUUCCAGGGAGACCUAGGCUUUAAGGCCAAUUACUUGUUCUCUGAGUGCGGAGGCUGGCAGACAGGUGAGGGAGGGGUGUUAUCCAGUCCUAACUACCCCAACAUUUACCCCAGCCCUAGUCGCUGUGCUUGGCUCCUAGAGGCUCCAGUUGGUCACACUAUUACCCUAACCUUCAGCUACUUCAACCUGGAGCCCCACUCAACAUGUGGCUGGGAUUCUGUCACCAUCUUCAAUGGAGGAUCCCCUGGCGCACCUGUUAUUGGUCAGUACUGUGGGACCAUCUCUCCAGAAACCAUCCAGUCAGGAUCCAACAAGCUCUCUGUAGUGUUCCUGGCUGACCAUAGUGUUUCCAGAGGAGGCUUUGUGGCCUCCUGGUUUGCCGAUUCCUCGGGCUGUGGAGGGGUGAUCCAUGCUGACACAGGAACAAUCAAGUCUCCAAACUAUCCUCAGAAUUUCCCAGCCAAUGUGGAAUGUUCCUGGCAGAUCAUUGCCCAUGAGGGAAACCACCUGGAGAUGAAUGUCAACAGUGAUUUUGAGAUUCCAGACAGCACCGGGACCUGUCAGAACAGCUAUGUCAAGGUGUGGUCAGGUCAGACAGAAAAUACUGUGGCUCUGCUGUCGACGGGCUGUGGCACAGUGGCUCCAGCCCCCAUCAUUGCUCCGUACAAUAUCAUUACAACACGCUUCCAGGCCAGGGAAGCCCCUGGCAGAGGUUUCUCAGCAUCCUUCAGUAGCAGGUGCGGCGCAAACUUCACAUCUCCCAGCGGCCGUGUGGUUUCUCCAAACUACCCAGCCAACUACCCUGACAACUCCAACUGUAACUACACCAUAGAUGUUGGAGAACAGACUUUGGUUGUCCUCACCUUUCAGAUCUUCCACAUAGAAGCACACUCCACCUGUCUGUAUGAUGGGCUGAAGAUCUACAACCUGGCUAAUAGUGGCCCUCCUAUUGCCACUCUGUGUGGCACCAGCAUUCCAGGUCCAUUCUCCACCUUUGGCCCCAUGUUACUCAACUUCUACUCUGACUCUGUGAUCACAGACAGUGGCUUCAUGGCAGAAUACAGAGCCAUACCAUGUGGUGGGUUCUUCAACAGUUCAGCGGGUACAGUGAGCAGUCCGGCACUCUCCAUGACCAACUACCACCACAACAUGAAUUGUACCUAUCACAUCAUGGUGCAAGCAGAAAGAGUGGUGGAUCUCAAGUUUAACACCUUCCACCUGGAGGCAUCUUCUUCCUGUCGCUAUGACUAUGUGGCUGUGUAUGAUGGGCAGGACACUUUAGCACCUUUGCUGGGAAUAUUCUGUGGUGCAGUGCUCCCCCCCAAUCUUCGAUCCUCUUCGAACCAGCUCUUCAUUGUCUUUAGGACAGAUGCCACUGUGAAUGGGAUCGGCUGGAGGGCUACUUACAGCGAGACACUCGGUCCGGCACAGGGGUGCGGUGGCUAUUUGUCCAUGCCCAUGGGCAUGUUUAGUUCCCCAGAUCCAAACCUGGAUGGGCGCUAUGAGCCCAGGAUGGACUGUGUAUGGACCAUUGAGAUGCCAGUCAACAAGGCUAUCAACCUGACCUUUAGCUCCUUUGAGCUUGAGAGCUCCUCUACCUGCCAGUAUGACUUUAUCAAAGUGUAUGAUGGUGACAACAUUAACUUCCCUCUGGUUGGGACAUUCUGUGGAAAUUCCAUUCCUGCUUAUUUUCUAUCAAGUGGAAACUUCCUGACUGUUCACUUUGUCACUGAUGGCUCAGUACAGAGACGAGGAUUCAAUGCCACAUACAGAGUUGUGCCAUUGGUUUGUGGUGGGACUCUGAAUGCCACAACGACCAUCCAGACACUGACCUCACCAUCCUUUCCCAACGCUUAUCCUCCUUACACCACCUGCCGCUGGAUCCUGGAUGCUUCUGCUCAGGAGACCAUCAAAGUGUCAGUCCAGACCUUUGUCCUACAGCCAAGCCAGAGCUGCGCUACAAACUACCUGGAGUUAAAGGACUGGCCAGUGGGAGACUAUGGACAAUCACAUAAGUUCUGUGCAUCAGAUGGUCAUCCACCAGAAUUCUACAGCUACAGCAGAACCAUCCUUGUUUAUUUCAAAACUGACACCUUCAUCACAGGAAAUGGCCUGAGUUUCACCUAUCAGAUAGCUGGUUGCAGUCGAACCUAUGAACAGGAAUAUGGCUACCUGAAGAGUCCGGGUUGGCCUGACGUGUACCCCCACAACAUGGACUGCACCAUUAUCCUGAAGGCACCACAGAACAGCUACAUUGCUUUCUUCUUUAACAACUUUGAUGUGGAGAGUCACAGCAACUGUGAAUUUGACUACCUUGAGAUUCGUAAUGGUAGUACCGCAGAUUCACCACUGAUUGGUCGAUUCUGCGGCAGCACUCUACCCAGCCCCAUAUUCCCCCAAUCCAACCUCCUCUACUUACACUUCAAGAGUGACUUCUCCCAUGCCCGUGAUGGCUUUGAGGCCACAUGGACAUCUUCCCCUCACGGUUGUGGUGGCACUCUGUAUGGAGACCAUGGCUCAUUUGCAAGUCCCAACUACCCAGGCACCUAUCCCAAUAAUACCCACUGUGAAUGGGGCAUCAUGGCACCCAGAGGGCGUGUGGUGACUGUCACCUUUACCCAAAUCAGUGUGGAUGACCCUGGAGAUUGUCACAAUAACUUCUUGAAGCUGUAUGAUGGCACAGACACCUCCUCACUGCCUGUUGGACCUUACUGUGGAAUGGAAACCAACAUUGCACCAUUCACAGCCUCCUCCCAUCGAGUCUACAUUGUUUUCCAAGCCCAGUUCGCCAGCUUGCCUUCAGGAUUCAGACUUACUUGGAGCAGCUGA